Gallus gallus (chicken) is the source of this 26430-nucleotide messenger RNA. RefSeq names its product glypican 5 (gene GPC5). The record is from RefSeq and is a predicted model, not a curated record. The coding region runs from base 18571 to 20232 and encodes 553 amino acids. The transcript is spliced from 7 exons. Gene Ontology annotation, biological process: positive regulation of canonical Wnt signaling pathway; regulation of protein localization to membrane; cell migration. Gene Ontology annotation, cellular component: cell surface; extracellular region; plasma membrane. NCBI's taxonomy places the organism in Eukaryota, Metazoa, Chordata, Aves, Galliformes, Phasianidae.
GGGAGGGGGGAAAAAAACACUGACAAUUUGUACUCAUCUACAAGUAUUUUUCUGUACACAAGUGAAAUUAUUUAUUACACCUUCAUACAACUGCCAUACACCAUUUUAAACAUAAUGGCAAGCUGUGCUUUGUCAGGGGCAGUUACAGUAAUGCCUGUGUAAACUCUAAUAACCAUCUUCUGAAUGCUUUCAAUACAGCUUCAUCUCACUAAUUGUAAAAUUUGUACAAUCAGAGGCUUAUUAAAUGCUUUUUUUAAAAAAAGUGGAUGUACUGAGUACUGAUUCUAAUGUGUUGCUAUUGAAUUGUAGAUUGGCUUUGGUUGGAGGAGACUUUGAAGAUCAUAUAGUUCCACCCCCCCACCAUGGGCAGUGUUGCCAACCACUGGAUUAGAUUACCUGGGGCACUCAUCCCAAUUACAGGGCUGGGGUAUCCACAACCUCCUUGGGCAACCUGUCUGAGUGCCUCACCACCAUAUGAGUAAAAAAUUUCUUCCUGACAUCUAACCUCAAUCUCCCCUCUUGUUGAAAACUAUUCUUCGUUUCCUUAUUGCUGUCAGACUGUAAGUGCUUGUAAGCUCCCUUGAAGUACUGGAAGGCUGCAAUGAGGUCUUCCUGGAGCCUUCUCCAAGCCCACUUUCCUCAGCCUAUCCUUACAGAGGUCCUACAGCCCUUUGAUCAUCUUUGUAACCCUCCUGGACUCAUUCCAGCACCUUUGUCUUGUGCCAGGGGCCCCAGUCUCAAACUGUAAUAGCCUUAAACUCUGCUUUAUGAGGGCAGAGUAGAGGAGGACAAGGCCCUACCUCAGUGUGCUGGCCACCCCUCUGUUGGGGAUGCACUGCGGGGUCAUGUCUGGCUUUUUGUCCAUGAGGACCCCCAAGUCCUUCACAGGGCUGCUCUCACUGAGUUCUCCCAGUCUGUACUAAUCUGGGAUUGUCUUGACCCAUGUACAACACCUUUCACUUGUCCUUGUUAAACCUCAUUAGGUUCUUGUGUUUGGACUUCCUGAGUGUGUCCCAGGUCCCUCUGAAUUGUCUCUCCCUCCUGUUGUGUCAACUACACUCAGCUUAGUGGAUUGGUAGAUUUCUGUUGUCUGUAUAGUGAUCCUUGUACAUCAAGCUUGUUGUAAAUUAUUUUUUCUUCACUUGAAUAACUCCUAAGAAGUAAUUGUUAGUUCUGUGUAUUUUAGUUUCAUUGAAGUUGAGACAUAAAUUGGUUGACAGACAGUGGUAAUGAGAGAAAUAUUGCUGCUGCUAAGUUCAUCUGGUUUCAUUGAAAUAAACUGAGCCCUGUCACUCUUGUUUCUGUAAAGGUUGACUGGAGUGGGAUGGUUAGGCAGCUAAAAUGAGUUGUUUAAAAAAAAAAAAUCUGUGGAGAUGCCAUUUAAAAAUACCAGAGUAGGUAUUUUCUGCAGAUGUGUUCAGAUGAUGAGUCUAUUAAAAUAGCCUCAAGUAGAUGGGAAGCUUAUAUAGGCCUUGGUGUGGGUAGUCACUUUUUUUUUUAAGUGAUCUCCUGCUACAGAAUUUAGCUUGAGCCAUAUACGCUGUUAGCUUAGCACUAAUAAAUGUAAGCCUCUACAGAAUUUUAGCAGUUCUGUAAAAUGUUUUUUUCAUUUUUUUUCUGCAGUAAGAGUAACUUUGCUUAUUGUUAUGGGGGGGUGGAGGGGGAAGUAAAGCAAGAAAUUCCAAGCAGUAUUAAUACUUGCCUGGAGUUUUUUUGUAAAGCACAGUUAGCCUUAUAAGGAAAACCUUGUCUGUUAAUCAUAGAAAACUUUUCUCUGUACACUCUUAGUAUCUGAAAGCAUGAUGGGAAAUUAUGCAGUUUUUUUUCAGUAGUUUGUCACUGCAUGCUACCAGAAAAACAGCUCAGUUCUUUAGAUCUGACUUGUGUUGACUUUCAAAUAUCAAAGCUACUAGUGAGAUGACUGUCAGGAGCAGACAUUUUGAGUAAUAGCUAGUUCAUAGGCAGUAAAUGUGCAUAAGACUAGAUGGGGAUGUCCCCUGGUGUGGCACCAUGGGAGUUCUGCAUAGCUGACAUUAUCAUGAGAAACUGCAUGCAAUACUUGAUGUUCUGCUUUUCACCAAUUCUCAUCUUUAAAGUACAUCAUUUUUGGUAGUUUAUAAGUGGUGUCUUAAACUCUGUUUUAGUACCCACAGAUUUCUUGAAAUCUUUCUGUACCACCUUCCAUCAUUAGACUAGAACUUACUCCUGCAGUUUUCUCCUUUACUCAUGUUUAGUAGCUUCAGAGUAGUUGAUACAAGUAUCAUUCACCAUAUAAAAUACAGAACUGUCACUGGUACAGAAGAUAAAGCAGUUGAUCAUAAAGCAGUGGACUGUGUCAUGUCUUGACUCUUCAUCAUAGCAUUACACUUAAAAAAAAUGAUUUGGUCUCUGGCCAUUGGCUUUUUUGAUUAUUAUUACUUUAUUAUUUAGAAUGAGGUCUAGAUGAGAAGGUAUUGUGAAAAGAACUAAAUGUCUCUGAGAUUCUUCUCUAGUCUUCUCAGUACAUCCUUCUUGUGCCUUCCUGAUGACUCAUCUGUUGGCUCUUACUCUACUUCAGUGUAGCAAUGUUAGUAAGUACCUGUCUACCUUUACUUGGUUUGGUAAAUGUGGGGGGAGUGGAGACUGCCUGCUAAUGUCUAACACAGGUGACACUGGAAAUGAGUUCUCACCCUAACAUCAUCCUAUGCUGCAAGUUCUGAAGCUCUUCAUGUUUCAGAAGGAGAUUUUGAAAUGCAGAAGGCAGACAGAAAAUGGUGGGUAAAUGGGGUGAUUUAAUAAAAGGAUGCUAAUAGCUACACCAGUAGGAUUCCUGGAUGGAGGGGUCUCAAGUACUGGCCCAGCGAGUAGAGAUUGAGAGUUGUAAAAUUAAUCUUCUCUCAGAUAUUUUAAAUUCUCUAUUUUUCUGACAAAGUUUUGUUCUUACUGUUAAAGAAAACUUAAUAUUCUGUAGCUUACCCAAAUCAUUUAAUGAAAGAACAGUUGAAUUCAUGAAGUCUGUUUUCUUGGCGUUGGGUGUUGUUUUUUUUAUUACACUUAAAUUGUUAGGGUGAUAUGAUGUACAAGUAGUUUAGGUGUAACUAUCCAAAUACAGAGUGCUUGGUUAUAGCCACAUGCUGGCAUCUUCAGACUUGUUAGAGUCUGGUUCAGGUUCUAUAAAUGCAUAGCAAACUACUCAAAGCUUUAAAUGCAAACAGCUGUAAUUUGGGUAGUCCUAAUAUUUUUUUGUGAUACAAAAGAUCAGCAUUUCUGGUCAUAAUCAACCAAAUCAACCAUCAGGAAUUGCCAGAUUUUUGGGACUAAACUGAAAUUGAGGGAAGGCAUUUGUCCAUGGUUGAUUAAAAAUUAGUUGUUCAUAAUGGUUCUUAUAGAUAGCCACCAUCCUAAUGUGUGGUUUGUUUCACAAGCUUGGUAAAUGGCUCUAGAUAAGACUUAAUGGAAGAAAAGCUUGUUUUGGAGAUGAGUGUUCAGUGCAUAUCUGGGGUUCAGACUGGCUUUAAUUACUGCCAGGUGAGCUAGCUCAUUAGUGCUUGCUAGUACAUAGUCUGAACCAUAUUAUUAAUAAAGUAAUGUUUGAGAAUUCAAAAAGUAGCCUGUGAUAAACACUUCAGUGCUAGCCCUUGUAUACUGUAGUUACUUAGUCACUUUGAAAAGUGUGUGCUCUCAUGAGUUUGUAAAGAGAUUCAGACCUGCAGAUAAGUUGUGGUUGGUCAUGCUCUACUUAGGGUAAAAGUAUACAGACCUGUUUUCUGUGGGAAAAACUGUGAUGUUCAUAGCUGGCAUUCCAGGGAGGGGAGAUAAAAACAGGAAUGGAUAGGGAAAAGGAAGAAGAGCUAGAAAGCUCAGUUGAGGCAGAAGGCUACUAUAACUGGGGUUACUUAAUAAUAAUUCUCUACGCUUUGUAUGCUGCUGUAACUGACAAGAAUGCUAGAACAACUGGCCUGCUGUGGGGCACGUUAGCAGUUUGGAUAGAUUCAGAUACCUACAUCUUUUAAGAUUGUUUAUGACAGUACUCUUCCCUGCUCUAGAAAAGAAAUCUAGCAUGUUCCAGCUUAGUACUCUUUCUAGUCACUUCUCCAGUUUUUUUAUGUGUUGUCUCCGCAGAGCUAUAGAACACAAACACUUAAAAGUACUGAGUCACCAGUUAGUUGUGUUUUGAUAUGUACAUCUCUUUCCUGCUCAUCUUCCCCCACCCCUCUGAAUAUGUAAAGACCUGUACUUUUUGAGGAGAAAUCAACCUUUAUUCCCCAGUUGUAAAAUAAAUGGAAUAGAAAUUGAAAGGUUCUAAAUACUUGAAAAUAUCUACACAGUGAAUCCUAUCAAGCUCUUCAGGCUUAGGUUUUUUUGUCUUUCCAGUUGUUUGUUUUUUUCUCUUGAAGAUUAAAUGCAUCUUGAAGAGAGGCAUUUUUUGUUUCCAAGUGUCUCAUUCUCUAGUUAAUAUAGGAAUGGACACUGCUAGGAGGCUCGUCAGACUACCUCUAUUAGUGCACUAAAAACAUGAAAAUAAAAGGUUUAGUAAAAAAAAAAUGACUUGGAAAAUGUGUGGAAUAAAAGAUAUUCAAAUUGCUAAGAGUAGCAGUGUCUUAAGAUUGUUCUGCUUGUCAGUGGAUUACCAGUCUCUAGAUAAAAAGCUGUUGUCUAGCAAAAGCUUUUGAAAACACAAAAACAGUGACUGAUACCUAAAUUGCGUUACUGGAAAUUGUAGGUGAGAUGGAGCUGUGUAGUUGGUGUUAGUUUAAAUAAUUCCUUUUACUACAUAGGAUAAUAAGCAAGGUUCUGCUCCCAGUUUUGCAGUGUGUUUUUGUGUGCAUCAGAAUUAUCAGAUAAAGUAUGUAAGCAAGUCAUGAAUAUGCAUACAUGUCUCUUCUGCAAUUCAUGAAAUCUCUUCAAAGUUGUUAAAAUUACGUUCUCAAGAUACGUGGCAAGAAGAUCUCUCUUAGUACUUUGUGCCCCCUUUCAACCAUCGCAUAACAACGCUGGAAGUUCCUGUUGCAGUAUGAUAUCGCUCAGGAUGCUGAAGUUCCUUUUGCACAAGUUUUGCACUCCGAACUACUCAGUUCAUAAGGUGAUUCCAGUCUGAAAGUUGUUAGCAUUCUUCUGUAUGUCACAAAGUGUGUGCUCCUUGAAUCUGUCAGUUCCUUGCAGUAGAAAUACAGCCCUGCUCUUGCAGUAAUGGUCUGUGAGUGUUUCUGAAAGUGUUGGAUGGGAUUUCUGUGCAGGUGAGUAUGCUGUAAGAACUGACUAGGUCUUAGCUCAAAUAAGCUUGCUGACAUACUUGUAAGAAUAAAUGUAGAGAGAAUUUCAAGAGUUGUCAUGAGCAGCAAACAUACUAGAGGUCUUUGGAGUGUUUUGAACAGUCAGCCUCUUGAGCUUGGAAAUGCUCCUAAGAAAUGGACUGGAGAUUCUGAGAGGAAAAAAAAAAAGAUUGGUUCUAGUCUUCUUGGUCUGUAUGCUUUAAUAUCUGGAUGCCUGGGUAAGUAAAGUAGUCCUUUCCUUUUCUUCCUGUUUGCAUAUCCAUUUACAGAAAACAGGUAUCCCAGGUGAAAUCAAAUGGUAAAACUGAAUACAUCCUGAUGACCAGCAUUUAAGAGGCUGCUUCAUCAGGAUAGUGAAUGCAGGUUUUGCUCCGUGAGAAUUCAUGAGCAAUCUAAAAUACAGGUUGUCUGCACAGAUCAGUGAAAACACUUUGGCUGCCCAGGCCUGAGUCAGCUCCUGUUUGAGGCUGUUUUCAAUUAGGAUGUUUCAUUUUACCUUUAAUUUCCUAGCAACUCGUGUCUAAGGAUUGUGCCAAUGACUUUGACAACAGAUGCUCACUUCUUGUAUCUACUGCUCAAGUUAUUUCUGUCUUUUUUUUAAGAUCUGAUUAUUUAAAUUAAGCCGGUAAUAAAGUGCCCAGUCAGUAGAAAAAAAAACAGUUAUAUGUGGACUCAUAGAGGUACUGUCCUUGUGGUUUAGAAGAGGAAAAUAGAUUUAUUCAUAUCACAUUUGUGUGAAUAAACUAUAUCCAAAUAUGAGAGAAGGUUGAGAUGGAUAGAAGAAAAAACUUAGUGGUAGAGUAGGGGAGAGAAUGAAAGGGAAGAAAGAUAAUUAUUGAAAUGGAAGCUACAGGUAGGUGAUGUUAAGACUAAGCUUUCUUCACUGAAGUGUUGGACAGUUUGGAUUGAUAACAGUGUUUUUCCUCCUCUGGAUCUCCAUAAUGCUGCAGAAAUUGUAUGUAUCGCAAGCCUAGUUUUGUAAACACUGAACUCAGGUUUUUUUCUUUGUUCUAUGAUUUUAGUGCAGGGAAACAGGAAGGGUGGAAAAAAAGCCUUCAGAGCUUUCUUUGCUGAAUUGGUGGACUAUUGUUAAUUCUUAACAUUAUACCUUUGCAUUAAGUACUGAAUGUGUGGAAAAGUGUUUAGGCUUCUCAAAGGUAUCUAGUCUUGCUCUGAUCACAUACUAUAUACAGAGGCUUUGGGGGCUUGUUUUUCUUUAAAGAGAAUAAAAACAUAAAAUGUUACAUAUUGAAUUAAAAUAGUUUUUCCUUUUGAUUCUCUUAAACACUGUAAGUCCCUACAGGUCAAUAAUUCAAAUUACUUCCCUAAUUCACGUAAGUCAGUAACAAUAACUUUUUGUUAUGGAAGUUGAAAAUAAUGGUUAAAGAAGGUUAAAGAAUGCUCAGAGCCUUGGAGAACGAAGUCUCUCCUGGAUUCCAACCGAAGAUGACUAUUCUGUACUGAAACAACUUUGUGAGUCUUACAGCCUUUUCCUGGCAGCGUAGCCCACUGUAACCCAUAUACUGAUUAGAUGCUUCUCUGGGUUGCUUCAGUGUAGUACUUGUCAACAUACCUGGACACAAACUGGAAUCUGAGGUAUACCCCUCAUCUACCAGCAUAAUUCCCUCCCCAGCUCAAGCAACAUCUGUGGCCUUGAUGGAUGUACUUCAUGCUCUGAUGUGGGAAUGGUUACAUGAGGAAAUAGUCUGUAGAAGCUAUGAACAAAAAUGUAUGUACCAAGGCAAUCAAUACUGACAUUUGGGUAAACGAUGGAUCUCGAAGCUUCAUGGAGUUAUGUUUAAAAGUAAUCACUCCCAUUAAUGUACAGAGGUUGCUCCAAUAGUAAUGCCUUUUAUUUCUGUGGAAAGAACAGAUACAAAGAACAUAAUAGUGCAUUUGAUAGAGCAAACUUUCAGUUGCAAAACGCUAUUUUUCAACAUAGUCACCACUGCUAGCUAUGUGUUUUUGCCAGUGAGGAACAAGAGCCUGUGUGCCGUGCUCUUAAAAAAUCUGCACCACUGGAGGUAAAUUACUGUUUCACAGCUGCUGUGACAGUGUCCUUGCUGAAACAUACCACCCACCAUCUGACUGGUCUCCAUUAAUGCUUGAAAAGUGUUGGUAAACGUCACUAGGUGCUGAUUUUUCCACAUGGAGGAAUUCUGUUCCACAUGUUUGUUACAGUCUUCCUUUCUGCUGCCAUCUGUCACAUGGCAACAACAUGCAAUGAACGUUGUUGGGAAGAUUCAACCUCUGCUCCCAUACCACCAGCAUCUGCCUCUGGUGUUGUGGGCCAGUGUAAUAGAAUAAGAGGCAUUACUUCUGGAGCAGCCCUCAUAUUUUUUAAAUUAGGAGGAAAGAAGCUAUUCUUAAGAGAAAACAGUCUUUGUAGUUCUACUUGAUGAGUGCUUCUCUAGUACUGAAGAAUUCAAAGUUUGGAACAUAUGUUGAUUUGUAGAUUUGUUCCUCUUUGGAUAAGGAAGCUGUAGCACAUUGGGAAUUACUUUUAAAAAUCUGCAGAUUAAUAGGAUGUUAUGUUUUACCAUAUGUCCUUCUAGAAGAAGCUGGGGAGCCAACAGGAUGUUUGAUUAUCAUGAAUGACAUAUACAUGCUAAAAGGAGUAGACCAUGGAAGUUGGAUGAAAUUAAGCUGAGAAUUAAAAUAACCAACUGUUCUUCGUGUGGUGGUAUUGGCUUCCAGAAGUGGCAACAGUGAGAAACUUGGUAAGUUUUGCUUUGUGUCCAGAACAGAAAAUUACACAUCAUUCACCCUUAAAACUGUUGUGACAAAUGAUAUUUGUUAGGGCUUCCACCGGUGCCUGCUAGUGGUACUGUUACAGAAUUUUGCACAGAGGUAAGGCACUGCUGUGGCAGAAACACUUCUUGAGAUUAAAUGGUCAUUGCCACUGUGAUAAAAACAAGCCUUGGAAGUGUGACUUUUCAAAGUCUGCUCACCCACUUCACCUCAAAUUUAUUUUAUGGUUGUCUUUCUUUUUCCUGAGUACCAGAGAACUAGGUUCGCUCACAUAACACCUCAGCAGGCUGGAACUUCAGCUCAUGCGUGAUUCAUUAAAGAUGCCAGAGUGCCAUCUCCAUAGGACAGCAAUAUCACCUUGUUUCAUUCGCGGUUACACUGCAUGUGCUCAUCCUCACUAACCUGUGGAACUGGUGCAUUUAUCAUUGGAUGCUUCUCCCAUGAGAUUUGAACACCCAGAACAGCAGUUAGCUGCUUCUCUCUCUCAUUCACUGAUGAGAGAUCUUGAGUAUGCUCAGUCUCUACUGAUCUCAGAUCCUCAUCUGUUCACUUUGGGCCUUAGCAAAGACACAACUGAUGUCUAGGUCUCUCUGUACAGCCUGUAUUGUACUUUCAUAACAGUAAAAGUUACAGUAAGGGGGGAAAAAAAAGGGGAAAAUGAUUAUGGCAGAUAAUCCAGUCAAAUUUUGAUCCAGAAGUUCACUGUUCCCAGUAAGUGCGUAACCUUGAGAAAAUACCUUGGGUAAGGGAAUGUUGACAGAGAUAAGUAAAAGGAUGAUUUUUAUGUUUUGAUGAAGAGUACAUAAGAAGAGGAAUGUUAGGUCUUUAGACUUGGAAGCUUUGUUCAUUGUGCAGCCUGAUGAAAUAAAAUCAUAACAAAUCCAACCCAAAUGCCCUUGGAGUGUCUGAUCUUCCCAGCUGAUUUGUCUAAGGAUAUCAGAAAUUAACAUCAAGAAACGUAGAUAUGAAUUGACAGAUUAAACAUUCAAGACUUUUGCAGAACAGGUUAUUUGUUUUUUUUAGUAUGAGGUAUUUCCAAAAAUAGAGUUUAAUCUGGAUGCAUCAUGAUGAUAAACUGAAAAAGAUGAAGAUAAUGUUUAUUUUAAUUGACCUAAUUUUAUUUAAUAGCACAGUUACUUCUAAGCUUUGGCCAUCCUUCGGAUGGAACAUUUUAUAGAUACUUUUACUUCUGGCCUGCUGAAUUGUCAGUGUUCCAAUCUUAUUGUCCAGUACUUUCAUCAGGAGUUUUUGUCUUAAUAUGUAGAACCUACACAACAAUAUAUGAUGAGCAAGUUUUCAAGGUUAUAGGUUAUGAGAUCCCUUUUCUAGUGUAAGGAGAUGUGGGCUGCUAUUAUUAUUUUGCCUAAGAUUCUUCUGACUUCUUGAUACCAAGCUGGAGAGAAUCUUCUGACUUAAUAUUUUGUAAUAGGUAUCAGGAAACCUGUUUCUAAACUUGAGUACAUCUAAGAAAGGUCACCUUCAGUUAGCUCCAAAUCAGGGAAACUACUAAAUGUUGGUGCUACCAUCUUCAUCCUUAAUGGGAGUUGAUAAAUUAUAUAAGCAAGCCAGGAGCUACCUGAGGUUCUUCAAGCUUCAGGAAGUGGUCUUUCUUUUCAGGUGCCUCUUGUUCUCCUAGUUAUGCACUUUUUUUUUACUGUGUCUGUGUAUAGAUAAUGUGUAUCUGUUGUAUCUGUAAUGUGUAAAUAUAUGCACAUGGGAAUGAUACUAAUGCACAAAACCUAAUGUCCUCUUUACAGUAUAUGGCUGAGAAUAGGAUGGCUAGAAAAAUGCUUUCCUGUGUAGUAUCUGCUACAAAUAUCAGGAAAUGGAGGAAAAUCAGAAAAUCAGGAAAGAAUCACUUGCUAAACAGAGUGUAUGGGAACUGUUGAGUCAUGGCCUGAACCACUGAUGGAGCACCUAGGGAAAAGACCUCGUCUGCAAGAACUUUUAGGUUAAGUUCAUGUCAUUAGAGGUAUAAAUACAAUAUUAGGAAGUAAAUAACGAUCUUUAUUUGAUCAAAUACAAAGUUUACAGAAUGUUAAUAGGAUGACUGUUACAAUGUGUGUUAAGUGAGAUAAGAAAGUUGGUGACAGAACUUACUUUAUGCUUCAUAUAAACUGCUCUGGGAAAGAUGCUAGCUAGCUGUUGCUAUGUUUGAACAGUUGGUGGCUCCAAUGCUUUGCAGCUGUCGCUAUACAAGUCGCCAAAACAAGUUAAUUCAGUUCUAGCUGUGUAUAUUGAUCUAGUUAGAAAUCUAAAAUCAGAAUCACAGACCUACUAAAUAAACACUCCCAACUUUAAGUCAUUUUGUAAAUACUUAAUAGUUAAAUAAGCAUGAAUUUCAAUAUCCUGUCAAGCUUAUGAUAAUUUAAGAGGCCACCUUGCAAAACGGCUGUUCAGAAUCGGUAGCUAUGUUCCUACAGCCAGCAUAGCUAGCAAGACUGCUUCUACUCCAUAUUGCAGGAUUGUACAGGUGAGACAGAUGACAGAUACCAUGACUGAAAGGGAGGCAGGGGGGAGUUGUCAAAAGGUCAGUUCCUGGGAAAGAUGCAAAGAAGAUCGUAUUUACUGUGCAGUCAUUCCUUAAAUUGAGCCUCACAAAUGUUUAUAUGCUUUAAAAACAUGUUUAAAAUAAGGGGUUUAGUGGGCAGUGGGUUUUGAGAGAGCAAGAUUAUAGCAACAGAAGAGCUGAUGAUGGUGAGCUGUCAUUUUUGGUGGCUGCAAGAACUAUUAAUAAAAGGAGAGGUUAGAUAUAAUAAAUAACUUUGUAUGAUGUAUUAGUUCAGAAUUUUGAAGAAAGCUUUGACUUAAAAAAUAUUUAAAUAGAAAUAGAAAUUUCCAUGGAUGCAUAUACAUACUUUUCUAAUGUGUUUUUUUUUUGCUUGUUUUUAAUUCUUGGUUCCAGAAAAUGUCAUUGGAGCAAUGGAACAUUCCUCCCUGAGUUUUCAUAUUCCGGGAAAAAUAAAGUGUAGAAUUAUUUUGUUGGGAAACUAGUUCAUGUAUUUUAACUGAAAUAUAAAUAUUAUGCCAUCCUAAACUAUUGUAUGUACUACAUAUUCUAAUUUUCCUUUGUCUUGUUUCUCAUUUGGAUUAUAUUAUUGUGUUCCCUUCUUUAAACUUCGGUAUCUUCUCAUGGGAACAGGACUGCAGGACAAUCAUGAGGACUGCAAACUUCAGAUAGGGUUUAGCUCUCACAGCUAAACUGGGGUAGAUAACAACUUGAAAAGAUGUAGGCCUGUUGUUAGAUUUGGCCUGGUUUGGCCUAUUACUUGACAAGGGGGUGAAGGGACCCAUGGACCCCCACCCUGGGAAAGGGAGGGGAAGGGAAAAGGUAGGAAAAUGGGCCUGGAUGAAUGAUAAUGGCAGCAAUGGCCUAAGGAAAAACUUGAUUUAUUAAAUACAGUAAUGGAAUGUGAGAUAACGCAAUGUAGUACAGUAUGAUUGGAAUUGAAGUUAAUAAAUCAAAUGAAAUGAGAGUUUCUGAAACCAAAGUCCAUACUGUAGGCAAAACUGCCAAGGAGCAAAGAGAAAGGUCUCAUGAGUCCCAGUCAGUUUUCUCUUACCCUCCAAAUGAAAAUGGAAAAAUGAAGGCUUCUGGGAGUUGUAGUUCAGCUCAGUAUUCUCUUCUGAGACGAGGAGACUGGAAAUACCAACAGUGCACAGAAUUGCAACAUCAACUCUUUAACUCCCAGUGCGCUACAUGAUGUUGUAGUGGAAUACUGAUCCACUGAUGUGAAAAACCAUCAAACCAUGGCACCAGUGAAAUCAUGAAUGCAGUGACCUAGGUCUAUGUCAGUGCAGUCUGUAGCAUUUAUUUUUCUAACUUUGUAUGAUUAAAUAUUAUGCACUGAUGAAAUUCUGUUGGGGCAAAGGUUGGGGUUGUUGCAGUGGGGGACAUCAGUUGCCACAUGCAAAUGAAAUUCCUUAGGAAGACCUGUUUUUUAAUUUCUUCUGUCUCCUGGAGGAGACAAAAAACAUAGAAACAAAAAUAUAGAAACAGCCCUGCUGAGCAGGAUUUGUUUAUACAUCACCCAAAAAUGGAGACAUUAUAUCUUAGUAAUAUUUCAUCAGACAAUAUACUCUAGCAAAAUGACACCAAGGAAAAUGUACCAUUCAACACAUGCUCACUUUUUUUUUUUGCUUUUAGCAUUAAGAUUUAUAUAUAUUUUGUAUAGAUACAUAUUUUGAAGUCAUCCAGGAAUUGCACUGGCAGAGAAGGCUGGAAUACUUUUACAGGAGUACUAUUUACAGGAAUCGUGGAGACCUUUCUAAGGUCUUUCCAGGUUUUGUUUGUGUUUUUUUUUUUGUCCUUGCUAUUUCUAAGAAGCACACAUAAAUUCUGCUGAAACUUGAGCUUAAGCUUACAUGCCUGCAUUGUCUUUACAGUGCUCUGAAACACAAAGUGAUUAACAGUAGGCCAAACUCUCGAAGUGUUUACAUGCUGUAAUAUCUAAUUCCUGUUUGUACAAUGGCUUUGUAAGAGCCAAAGUAGAUAUUUGCUCACAUGUAAUAAAUAGCUUCCAUGAAAUGUAUGUUAAUGCUAUUGGCAAGCUAGGAAAUAAAUGCAGUUUUCGGAGAUGGUCUCUCAGGGUAUGCCUUGAGCUAGUCAGCUUACUAGCUGGGCGCAAUUCCAGCUCAUAAAAGACUUUGUUCCUAUGUUAGAAGCAAAUACAGUUUUUUUGUGUGGCAGUAAAUUGUGGUGUAAGAGUUGGUGGUACCUAAGUAUCUCUGUAGGUAUGAUGUAUUUAUUUAAUAAGGAGGACCAAGGCCUAUCUCUAUACAUUAGUUUCAUUUAUUCACUAUGAAGUAGGGUAGUGUACUAGAAGUGCAACCCAGGAAGCAGUUCACGGGCAGCAGAAUCAUGAAACCUAGUUGUACUGCAGAUGGUUUUGUUAUCCAAAGUAAUCCAACUUCCACUUGAGGCUUUUUAUGUAACUGAGGUGUUUCUGAUAUCCCAUACCUGUAACACCAAGGAAGUACCCGUUAACAAGUUAUUAGAGGCAGAUGGACAUUAACAUAAUUACGCAGUGUGAUUUUUAUGAAGCAUAAGGUUGGAAAUUGAUUUCUAGUGUUGUGAAUUUCAUUACCAAGUUCAUAAACGAUCUGUGUAGUGGUGCAAAUUGCUUAAUUUAUAAGGAGAGCACGUGAGGUAGUUAGGGAGGCUCACAGACUUUCAGUAGAAAAGUUAGAGCUCUAUUUUGUUUGUUAUAGUGUAGAAUGAGGUCUGUGCUAGCAGGUUAAGACAAAAUACUUCAUCAUCAGUAGGAGAAGACUGGAAUCCAGUUUUGACAUCUAGUACCUCAACUUGGUGAAGUUCUGCUCCCUCUCAGCCCAGUUGCUCCAGCUGUUACAGUACAUGUUGGGAUAACCUCAUAAAGACUUUGUGAAGCCCUGUCACUUUGCAAAUGCACUAGUAUCCUGCAUGUUCCCUCAGGAGAGAUGUGGAAAGUUUGAAUUAUUCAAACAAAUGCUCAUCUUGAAUGUGUUAGUGGUAUUAAAAUAAAUCAGGAUGUUUGCACCUGUUUUCUUUGAUACUUCCCUACUUGUGACCAAAUUAUUGCACUUUGGGCUGAACUUGAGAUUUAGUAGGUUCACUUCUAUGGAUUCAGGUGGGACCUUGCGAGGGGGUAUGUCACCUACUCAGCACUGGUAGGGUGUAGCUACUAAAUUUCUGCUUUCUGAACAGAUGUCUUUGAGAGUCAGCAUUGAUGGAAACUUAAGCCUUUAAUGACUUCUAGCUGCCUAGAUUUGCCCCAAUUUUGAAUUACUGAAUUCUGAUUCAGUGCUAGUGAAUCAUUCCCCUUUAACUGCCUAACUUAGAUUUCAUGAAUGUGGAACUAAGACUCUAAAUUAGAAGAAAUAGAGUUGAGAUCCCUCUGAGCAAAACUCAGUGCAGAACGAAACUUGGAAUCAUCACAGAAUCAUAGAAUCACCAGGGUUGGAAAAGACCCACAGGAUUACCCUGUCCAACCAUCCGCCCAUUACCAAUAGUUCUCACUAAACUAUGUCCCUCAACACAGUGUCCAAAUGUUCCUUCAACACCUCCAGGGUCAGUGACUCCACCACCUCCCUGGGCAGCCCAUUCCAGUGCCUGACCACCCUUUCAGAGAAGUAGUAUUUCCUAACGUCCAGCCUGAAUUUUCCCUGGUGCAGCUUGAAGCCAUUCCCUCUAGUCCUAUCACUAGUCACACGAGAGAAGAGGCCGGCCCCCAGUUCUCUUCAGGUAGUUAUAGAGAGCAAUAAAUUAUCCCCUGAGCCUCCUCUUCUCUAGACUGAACAAUCCCAGCUCCUUCAACUGCUCCUCAUUAGGCCUGCGCUCCAGACCCCUCACCAGCUUUGUUGCCCUUUGAACGUGCUUCAGGGCCUUGAUGUCUUUCUUACAGUGAGGGGCCCAAAAGUGGACACAGAUUCUCAAGCUGUCAUAGAAUAACUUUUCUUCUAUGUACUCGUAGACCAUACUUUCUUGGAAAAACGUGAGCUGAGGGUUGUACCUGUGUGGAUAGAAACAUUUAUUUAUUUAUUUAUUUUUCCUGAGAAGACUGAAGUAAUGUUAUAGGCAAACUAACUUCCAAUUCUGCUGGUACAGCAAGGUAUACAGCAUGGUAGAUGUAUACUAAGGACUACAGAGACUUGAGGAAAGACCUUUUUAUCUUUGGGCAUUGGUUUGUAGAGUACGUAUGAUUAGUAGAGGGGUGCACUAUGGUAAAAUAGGAUCUGAAGUAGUGAAGAGUGCUGUAACUUGGGUUUUAUUGUCUUAUGAAAUGUCCUGGGAGGCCUAUUUUUAAAAAUAUUGUUAAUGUUUUACUCUAAGUGCUGCUUUAAGUAGAAUGGAUUUAGCUUUACCUUAUUUACCUUACAGUUUGUGUAGGUAAGGUUUAUGCACAGUUAACAGUCUUGUGAUUCACUGUUGUUUAAAAUUUACUGAAUGUACAAUGUAAGAUUAUUUUUUUUGUUACUGUUGCGGAUUGCUCCUUUUUGCAUGUUUUGGUCCUCUUCUCAUUCCACUUGGGAAAAAGAGGGUGUGCUAACAUCUGUUAUAAUACACACUCUUUGUUCAGUUGCAGGAAGUUGAAGGAUCAAGUGUAUUUUGUUUUUAUGCAUGUCCUUUAGCUUAUUCCUCCUAGAAAUAGUUUUUCAUCUAGUCUGUGCCUGCAUAAACUGAAAAGCUGGGCAUCAGCUACAGAGUUAACGCUUUGCAAGUUGUGUGGGCAAAAGCAACAGUAAAUAACAAGUUGAGUGAUUCUGCUUUGUGUAUGUAUAAAUACUCAUGUUGUGACUUACCUGAUAACUUAUUAGCAUGCUGCCUCUUGUUGAACAGGUUUCUGAUCACAGAAUCUCCUUGAGCAUCAUUGUUCUGAUUAAGUCAAAGUAUUGCAAACAUAUGGACUAAGGAAAAUUCUCAUCUCUAGGCACAAUAGAACUUGAAUAUUUUAUAACUUAAUGGGGAAAGGAAGAGCUAUUCCCUGUACCUUAUGUGCUUAGAGGAGACCAAAAUUAGUUUAAUCUUUUGCAAAUGCUUCAAAGAAGAAUACUAGGAGUACUAACUGAAUUAUAUGGGGUUUCCAUAUCUCCCCCACCCCCCCCUCAUUGCUGAUGCCAGACUGAAGCAAUGAUACUGAAUGUGGAUUUUUCAUAUUAGGACUUAGAUUGCAGAACAAUUCCAAUUACUAUGACACUUUUUAUUCUGUUACACGUGAAUAUUUUGUGUAAGUUGCUGCUUUCCUUUGUUGCAGUCUUCCUUAUUGACUAUUCCCUCUCUGGGAACAGGUUCAGAUGUUCUUGUCUGACAGUGUUUUAAUUUCUUAUUAAAAAAAAAAAAAAAAAAAAAAAAAAAAAAGGAAAGAAAGAAAGAAAAAAGGUAGGAGGGAGCUCUGCCCCCGCCCGUCCCGCAGCCGGCAGAGGGCGCUCGACGGAAGCCGGAUGCGGUCGCUGUGCGCUGGGCUUCCCGGCUACGCGCCGGGCGGCAGCGGGGCUGGCUGCGUGCUGCGGGGCCGCUGAGCGGUGCGUCAGGCAGCAGCAGCACCACAAAGCAGCAAUGCUUCGGGUCUUCGGCGGCAGGGUACCGGCCUGCUGAAUUCUCUGUGAAGAUCACGCGAGGAGUUAUGCAGGGAUGGGGAAUUGGGAUACAGAGUGGUAGGGGCAUAAUGCAGUGCAGGAUAAACAUCAAAGUUUAGGUUAACAUAUGGAAUAGUAGUAGAAUAGCAUUUGUAACAUGGAGGGGGGAUAGUCUACAAUGCUCCUCUGUGACUUGCAGUUAUUUCCCUGGCAGUAGUCUCAUCUGUUCCCUUGUGAGGUCUUCGGCUGAUAAAUCACUACAAUCACAAAGAAUCAAACAAAAUGUUUUAACAUUUUCAUUAAAAUAAAAUAAAUAAAUUAGUAAUUCAUUAAGAAAACCCACACUGACCUGUGUUUGUAGAUAAAUUCUCAAACUUUCGUAAUACUGUUAUGAACUCUUUCAGUAAAACAGUUAAUGGAUCUGUAGAUGAGGUCAACUUAGAGAUGCACGUGAAGUUUUACUGGCGUCACAUAAGUUUAUGGGAUCAUUGGUAGCAGAGCAGGAUAGUGCUAUGAAUGCAAAUGGUGCACAGCUUUUUCAAUUCAAGUCUUCUAGCUUAAUUAUCCUAACCUAAAAUACAAGGAUUUUCUUUAUAUACUUACCAUAGCAACUGUACAGUAAUUCUGCAUAACUGAGGGGGGGGAGGAAAGGUGUUUUGUUGUUGUUGUUGUUCCCUGCUGCUUCUAUAGCUUCAAGGAGCUCCAUGUGAGUGCUGGAUUUCCCCACUAAGUUCAAAGCAAGAGGAUGGUAUCAGAACCAAGAAGAGUUUAUGAAGAGUGGGGGUUAGUCCAGAAGUAGAUGCCUGAAUUUUCCAUAGGCACAUGAUGUGAACAUAGUAGUGAACACAACAGUACACAGUUGUAAUAAGAACUUCCUUAAUUGAUGUGAUGGAUGUAAAAAUAAUAGAUAGGACUCAGGACUGAGAGAGCCUUGAAGAAUGACUUAAAAAGAAAGCUUAACAGAUGUUUGAACUACUUUCAGAUAUCUGAAACAAAGUAGGAGAUAGCAUGAAAGUAUUUCUUCAUUUUAGAAGCUGGAAAUGGAGGCAGGUGCUGCAGUCCUUUGGAAAUCAGCAUCGUGGGUGGGAUGGGAACAGUAAAGGGACUUGCAAUCAAAGCUAAAUGGCCUGUGUUUGACAUGGCAAAAAGGAUGUGAGAGAAGCAGAUGUAAGUAAAGCAAGGAAAAUUAUUUUUGUAGUAGCUCUCUAAAGGGAUACAGGGAGAAUAGCACAGCCAAAUAAAGGGUUUUCAGUGCUUACAAGCAAGAUGACAGUCUGAAGAAGAAUGUUAGCUAUGUACGUAAGUAAAGUUAGUGCUGUAUGCCAAGAGAAAAUAAAGAGAUAGAUAGAAGAUGGAAAUUUGAUUUCUAACAACUCUUUUCAGUUAACCUGUAGAAUUGGAGGAUAGAAGUUUCAGUGAGUCGUUACCAAUAGGAGAUAUGAUAAAAUGCCAGUUUGCUUUAAAUCCAUGGGCUCUGGGAUCAUCUGUUGCUGAUGGCAAACUUCUGUACAGUUCAAGAAACUCACAUUGUAUUUCUUAUCUGGCAAGACUUUUCCCCUCUCUUCUAAUAAAUUAUUUUUGUAUCUUUAUUGUGAACGAGCGUGUCUUGUAUUAGAUGUUGAGGAAUCACUUUGUGGUCCUCAGGAUUUCCUCUACCAUCUUCAAGUUGCCAAGUAAGAUCCCACGCUUUCUGCUUCCCACAUCCAAAUUGUUUUCCCCAGUGAUAUUCUUCAAUAUUCAGAAGUGUUCUCUUUAAGAACAAGUGUUUUACUGAGUGGCAAGGGAUUUGCUAUCUACUAACAGCGUACAGACAAGGCAUUGAAUUGUUAAUUAUUUCUAUUUUGAUUGAAACCACAUCUUCUUAUUUAGAGUUCUGUUUCCUCCCCCUUUUUUCCCCAUGAAGAGCCCAAAAUCUCUUUUGCUGUAGUUUGCUUUAUCAAAAGAUUGUAACCUGUUUUCUGUAUUCAGUCCUUAUGUAUUAUAUGUAUUAUAAAUACAUCAUGGUUCUGUUUAUCAGCUGUGUAAGGAGAGUAGAACAAAUGCUAUUAAAGGACAUUUCAAAUAUUGUAUGUUGGAAUUUGCUGAUAGAAGGAAAUCGCCAGGUCCAUGAGUACAGAUGACUGAGAGAAAGGAAACAGUAGUUCUCUCCACAGGUAAUGAAUUAAGCUGUCACUCAGUCGACUGGAUGUUAAGAUAAUUCCUUAUUGCCUUGCUCAGCAGUGAAGCAGUUGAUUUCUAACACAGGUUUUAAUAACCGAUGUGCUGUUUUGUUACCCUUGCUCACAUGGGUGCUCAGAAUAAUUCACACAUUCCUCACAGGUUUGCAGUCUUGUGUUUAAAUAGCUGCCACAGAUACAAGAUUGGAGUGAAAGCUGGGACAGUCUUGUGCUGUAGCACGCUGGAUGAUCGCGGGCAGUUUCACAACCUAAGAAGAAACUUCCAGCUGUAUUGGUGAGCGUGUCCUUAAAACGUGUGCACUGGAGAGGGUUCCUAAUUCCAGUAUGAUUCUAGUAUGAUGACCCGGGCUGCGGGGUCUCAGCAUCCCUCUUCGCACUCCUCAGCGGACAGUGCCCUUCCGGCGCCAAUGCCCCUCCUCACAGACGGGGGCGGGCGGGGAGCACCGCCGGCCCUAGGGAGGGCCCCGCCUGCAGGGGGAGGCGGGCGGCGCUGGCGAGCGGCAUGCUGGCAGGCAGCGCGGGGCUCUGGGGCUUCUGAGCCGCGCUCUCUGCGAGGGCUGACGGGCAUGGGGGCGCGGAGCCUCAGCGUCCUCCUCCUGCCGCUGCUGCUCGCCGCCGCGGCCACCCCCGCCCCCCGGGAUGGGGAGCCGCGGAGCUGCGAGGCUGUCCGGAAAGUUUUCCAGCUGCGUCAGCUCGGCUCCCUCAGGGGCGUCCCGGAGUUCCCGCGGGCAGGUGUAGAUCUCCAGGUUUGCACUUCUAAAAAUCCAACAUGCUGUACUAAAAAGAUGGAGGAAAGAUACCAGACUGCAGCAAAGCAAGAUAUACAGCAAGUGCUUCAAACAUCUAGUGCUACAUUAAAAUUUUUAAUAUCUCAUAAUGCAGCAGCUUUUCAAGAAACCUUUGAAAUGCUCAUCAAACUGGCUGAGAAUUACACAAGCACACUUUUCUGCAAUGCAUAUAGAAACAUGGCUGCUGAGGCUGCUACACAUGUUCAGGAGUUUUUCACAGACGUUGCACUCUUCGUAUUUGGCACAGACAUCAGCAUAGAGGAAUUUGUCAACAGAUUUUUUGAUACCCUGUUCCCAGUGGUCUACAACCACAUGAUUAAUCCAGGUCUGACUGAUGUUACACUUGAAUAUGCAGAGUGCCUCCAAAUGGCACGAAGAGAUAUCAGGCCCUUUGGUAACAUUCCCAAGAAAAUCAUAGGACGAAUGGGAAGAUCACUGUUACCCAGCCGGAAUUUCCUGCAGGCUCUGAAUUUGGGGAUUGAAGUAAUCAAUACAACAGACCAUCUGCAUUUCUCUAAAGACUGCAGCAGAGCGUUACUGAGAAUGCAGUACUGUCCCCAUUGCCAAGGGCUGAUUUUGAGUAAGCCCUGUAUGGGCUACUGCCUCAACGUCAUACGAGGUUGCUUAGCCUACAUGGCAGAAGUUGACCUUCAUUGGCAGAGAUACAUUCAGUCCUUGGAAGAGCUCUCGAGUGCCAUGCAUGGAACAUACGAUGUUGAGCAUGUGCUUUUAAACUUUCACUCACUUGUUAAUGAUGCUCUCAUGCAAGCUCGUGUCAACGGACCAGAAUUAACUGAGCAGGUGAAGAAGGUAUGUGGCCCACCUGUAAGGAAGUCUACACAGUCUCCACAUUGCUCUUUUGAUCAGAACAAAUAUUACCAAGGGCUGAAGAUGUUCUCAAGAGACAGCGAAGAAACCCUUGCCAGCAGAAGAAAAGAAUUUAUCAGCCACCUUCGCCUCUACAGAGCCUUUUACGGUGGCCUGGCUGAUCAGCUGUGUGGUAAUGAGUUGGCAGCUGCCGAUGGUCUCCCAUGUUGGAAUGGAGAAGAUGUUGUAAAAAGCUAUACUCAUCGUGUGGUUGGUAGUGGAAUCAAAGCUCAGUCUGGGAAUCCAGAAGUAAGAGUGAAAGGAGCAGAUCCUGUAAUAAAUCAAAUUAUUGACAAGCUGAAACAUGUUAUUCAGACUACUGGUGAACAAGAGGGCACCUAGUACUUGUUGCAAUCUCAGUUUAACAACCAAACUACCCAGCUGUGCAAAAGGGUAACUGCUUUUUCCUGGGGGAGGUAUGGGAUGCAACUAUCAUGUGUUGAGGAGAUGGAUGUCUGGUGAGAUAGUGGAGGUAGAUGUCAAGCCUUAUCAUGUUUUAGGAUGAUAAUGAUAUGUAAAAAUGGGAUGGAUGAUAAGGAAAUGUAGGUGGAACUUAGAUGUGAUUCUGACAGAAAAAAAGCAGAUGCUAAGUAUUACAGAAGGAAAAAUACAGAUUUUGAUAUGAUAAUGAUUUCAAAGCUUUCUUCAGCUUCAGUGUCUCUGCUAGUAAUCUUGACUUGAUGAGCUGACAAUCAGUGAUUAAAAUAAAUAGCCAGAACACUAAGAUUAUUUAAAGCUAUGUAUAUGUCCAUGUCUGUUCAUUUUGUUUUAUGGUCAAUGAACUAAUAAGAAAGGUGUGCACUGAAUAUCAGAGGAAAAAGAACUUUUAUGAGACUAAGUAAGAGGAACCAAGAGGGGUGAACAUAACUUUAAUUUACUCCUUAGCAAUCUUGGGAGACAAUAAUUUAUUCUGAUAACUGAAUGGCAGUUAUUUACAUGUAUUAGGAGGCCAGCUUUCCCCUAAGAGAUCAUACUUUUUCUAUCAGUUUCUGCUUAAAUAGGCAUCUUAGAAUAGUUCUUUCUCCUUACUUAGAUACAGGAAGGCAGAGAGGAGAAUUAAUUUCAGAUGGCUUUAAGCAAAUGUUAGAAAGGUUAACAUUCAUGGACUUCCAAAUAUCUUUUGGGCAGCUGACAUUUUCAAAUACUAGGCUUUUUCCUUUAGCUGAAUUACAGUGCUGGGUGGAAAGCAAUGGAUGUGUGAAAUGAAAUAUGCCAUUCAAAUACAGAAAAGAAGAGGAAAACUGCUUGUAAUUAUUACAGAGAAUAAAAGGUAAAAUUGAAAUCCUCUGCUACAAGCUGAGUGUUUUGUUUGAGGCAUUUCACAUGGACUUGAUGUAUUUUAUGUAUGAGAAAUGCUUGGAAACCUCUUCCUCUCAUCAAAAUAUCUGCAAAAGUAAUUCAUUUUCAGGUGAGGUAAUUGUCUAUUGAAAUUAGAUAAAGAUCUGGUUUAAAAUUCAACAAAACCACAGUACAAGCUGAACCUGAAGAGCAGAGAGUGUCAGUAACUGGAUUAACACACGUGAGUGCCAUUUUGGAUUCAAGCUGGAGCCAAUCUGUUAAUUCUUUUGUUUUAAAACCAAUAUGCCUAUAGCAUGCAUCCCUACAGUAUGAAACCUGAGUAUGUGUUACCAACGUGCAUAUAAAAUAUAUGUAAUUACUGGGAUGUGAUUUCUGAGGUACAGAAAUGUUAAGUAUUAUAAUUCUGACUACAGUGUAGAUACAUGCCAAUCACUGGCCUAAUUAAAUACAGUGUGAUAAAGAGAUCUUUUAAAUGAAACUAUUUUUUGAUACAGAAAGUAGAUUUUAAAGAAAUGUAAUACCUCCAGUGAAACUGAUUUGCUAUUCACUCAUGAACAUUUUUGUAGCUUCCUAAAAUACUGGAGUCUGCACAGACACAACAUCUAUCACUAUUUAGCUGAUCUACUGAUAAUUUCUGGAUCUUGUAGCCUUCAUCAGCCACAGUGAACAAAAGAAUAGAUGUCACUCGGCCACGGGACAUUGCAAUGAUUUUAAUAAACUUGAUUCAUGUACCAAAAAGGAAGGCAAGAAAGUAGUAACACUGAAGUUGGAAGACUACUGCUUGAUGGAACUGAGGAUAUCACAGGGAGGAUUUGGUGAUAUAAGACUGCUAAAUUGUGACAAGCAAGGGACAUGGAUAUAGGGAGUACAUGACAAUACUGUUUCUGGAUGGGGAGUUGCCAAAGGAGAACAGAAUUGUAGUGAGGAUGUUGUGAGGAUAGGGUGGAGGUGAGGUACAGUUUUAUUUCAGUGAACACAAACAGAGGGAACAUAUCGGAAAGUAAACAUAAGUCCAUGGCAAACUAGAUUUAACCGUAGUUUAAUAGCUAAUGGGACAUUUCAGAAGUCUUUGAUCCAUAAGACAAAGAGAACAGGACAAGCAGUAAUAUUUCUAUCAUUAAGAUACUGUCUUCUAUGAAGGCCUUCUUAAGGUGUGUUUCUCUCCUACAUUCAUGGAAUUUGUCUGUAACAUGCAUCCAACCAAGAUACGUGGGCAGUUCAUAAGGAUGUUAAGAUGAACAUCUCAAUGUUUCAGUAUGCAAAUGCUUGAUAUUUUAUUUCAGGAAUAUUAGCCCUUGAUUUAAACAUCUCUCAAUAAAAACAUACACACAUCUAUUUCAGCAUGAACUCAUAUCAGAUGUCUGCUUAACUACAAAUUCCAGGCUAACGUUUUCAUGCAUUUACUCACCCAUUCCUUAAAUUCUUUGCUGAUCAGUUAAAAUAGUUCUAAGAGGAGCAUGGGGAGUAUCUUGCAUAUAGGAUGCAGUACAACAGUCAAAAACCAGGAAUAGGUGGGUUCUCCAGUUCCUUCUUUAUGUGCAAGAAUAAUUGUAAAUAUCUAAGAAGUGGUACUCGAUAAUGGAAUCCAAAGUGAAUACUUAAAGUCUGGAAAAAAAAGGUACAAUUUCACACACUUUUUUCUUGGCACAUUUUCUCCACGAGCUGUGUCCCCUGCUAAGGGUCAUUUCUAUGCUUAGUGUUUCAGAUACCUGUUUCUUCUGUACAGAGCUCAGUUACCCAAGUUGAUAUUAUUUUCUUUGUUUGAUUUGGCCCUGUAUGUCUUUUGUAGAACUUCAUUUGCGGUAUUCUUGUCUGCUUUACAUGAAAUAUCACCAGCAGGUCAAGAGAAGCAUUGGUGAGACCAUACCAGGAGUACUGUGUCCAGUUCUGGGCACCUCAGUACAAGAGAGACCUAGACAUACUGCAAAUAAGGGCCGUCCAGAUGACAAAAGGACUGGAGUACCUCUCUGAGGCUGAGAGAACUUGGACUGUUCAGCCAGGAGGAGGCUCAGGAGUAAUGUGAUUACUAUCUAUAAGUACCUGAAGGGAGGGUGAUAACUGAUAGGAAUUUUCACCAUCAUUUUUGGUAUUAUAACAUUAAGUAUUCCAGUAGUUUAUUAAAAGUCUACAUUUGCCAUAGCACUGAAAAAUUCUGAAGAACUUUUUCUCCUUUUCUUUUGUCAACAGCGACUACAGAGACUUUUGUCACACAAACCUACUUUGAUUAUACAAACAUUGCUUUUACUGAGCUAUUCUAUUCACAAAUUUGGUACAAGGAAGUGAGGGAGGCAGGGAGGCAGGGAGGCAGGCAGGCAGGCAGGCAGGCAGGCAGGAAGGAAGGAAGGAAGGAAGGAAGGAGAGAAAGAAGGAAGGAAGGAAAGAAGGAAGGAAGGAAGGAAGGAAGUGUCUUCUAAGUUUAACUGUCUAAACAGGUUCUUGUGAAAUGGAAGGGACCUCUGGAGGUCAUCUCGUGGUCCACCACUUCUGUUGGAGUAGAGCCACCUGAAGUACACUGCCCAGGACCAUUGAAUAUGUCCUAGAAGAAGACAUCACACUUCUCUGGACAACCUUUUGCCAGUGCUCAGUCACCCCACAGUAAAGGAGUGCUUCUCUGUGUUUAGAGGAAAUCAUUUUUCUUUCAGUUUGUGCUCACUACCUCUUCUCUUGGUACUGGAAACCUCUGAAGAGCCUGGCUCUGUCAUUUUAUCUUCCUUUGUAGACAUUCAUGAGAUUUCACCUGAGCCUCCUCCAGGCUGAACAGUCUCAGCUUCUCCCACAAAAGGUGUUCCAGUCCUUUAAUCAUCUUGAUGGCCUUACUUUGCACUUUCCAGUAUUUUCAGGUCACUCUUGUAUGGUGAUGCCCAGAACUUUAUGUAGUUCUCCUGGUAUGGCCUCACCAACACUGAGCAGAGAAAAAGAAUCACCUCCCUUGACUUGAUGGCAAUAUUUGUCUAACUCAGCCAAGAAUACCAUUAGCUUUCUCUGUGGUAAGGACACAUUGCUAGCAGAUGUUGAACUUGGUGUACAGCAGGAACCCAGGUAUUUUUCUGCUGGACUUGGUAGUCCCCAGCUUAUACUGAUGCCUGGAGUUGUUCCUCCCCAGGGGCAGGACUCUGUACAUCUAGUUGAACUCCAUGAGUUUCCUGUCAGCCCAACUCUCCAGCCUGUCAAGGUCCCUCUGGAUGGCAGCAGGGCCCUCUUGUGAGUCAAGCACUCCCCCCCAGUUUCAUGUUAUCUUCACAUUUACUGAGGUUACGCUUCUACCACACCACUGAGAAGUAAAUGAAGAUAUUAAGCAGGACCGGGCUCAGUACUGAAUCCUGGCAUACUCCACUGGCCUCAAACUAGGCUUUGCACACUGACCACCACCUCUAGUUCUGGCCGUUCAGAAAGUUUCUGAUCCACCUCACUAUCUGCUUACUCAGUCCAUAAUUCAAAAGCUUCUCUGCGAAUAUCUUAUGGGUGACAGCAUCAAAGGAUGAUAGUAUCCACAGCUGUCUCCUCAUCCAUCUGGCUGGCAACUUCAUUAUAGAAGCUUAUCAGGUUGGUCAGGCAUAACUACUUCCAGUCUUACCUAAAUUUUGUAAAAUUCAAAUAUAUGAAAGGGUUUGGUGAUGGAGGAAGUAUAAGUAUUGGCAUAUUUUAUGAGGCUCGAGAGCAGGCAUCUAUCAAUUUUCUUUCAGUCCAACAGCUUCAUAUACUGAUUUUCUUGAAAUUUUAUUUUCCGUUUUAUUCUUCCACAGAUCUAUUUGUUUGCUUGGAUUUCCUGACCUACAGGGACCUUAUUUUAUGCCUCAGAGCAUCAUUUAUGUUCAGUGGUAGUUGUACUUUGUCGGAGCUGUUCUGCUUCUCUAUUGUAUUUGAAAAUGUUAUAUAAGGAGACAUGGGGUUUGAUUUUGCUGCAUUUGUAUCUAAAAUUCUUUCUGAGAUCAGUGUGAACUGAUGCACAGAGGAUGCAACCUUGGAGACAAAAUCACUCUGUGCUUGUUUUAAAGCAGUUUUAAUAUUCGUAUAACUAGGCUAAGGUUAUGGAAACUGCUUGCAGGAAUAUACUAUCAUUGCAUGUAUAAGAUAAAUUAGUAACUGUAAAGUAUAUUUUGCAUAGCUUUAGGACCAGACUUACUGUUUUUACACUUACUUUUUAGCGUAUAUCUGCUUCACAAAGCCGUUUGUAAGGCUUUUUCUCUGCAAUGAGUACUAGAAUGUGUUUAGAGCUUAUCAGGAUACUAUCAUUUUCCAAAUAUUCCCCCUACAUUUUACUGCUGCGUUUGCCAACAGUACUACAAAAAUGCUGACAUUUUUUAAGACCAAGUGAACAAGAGUUCUCUUUGGAAUAGGAUGCAUUUUUGAAAUAUAUAUUAUAUCAAAUUGUUAAAGUCCUAUCAGACAACAGUCUUGUAGAUAAAGCUGGUAAGGAAUUGGCAUGCACUGGAAAUACUCUAUUAUUUAGAGUGCAUUAUUAAAAUUUUUAACUGUUUCUUAAUUGAUUAAACUUUCAGUACCAGAUUUGCUCCUGUCAUGUUCCACUUACCUUGCUUUUUACAAUUUUAAGUUCCAGUGAAGCUAUCAUAGCAAGUUUACACAGCCUAAUUCCUUUUGUACUUCUUUCCAUUUAUAUUUCUGUUUCAAGUAUUUAAUUUGUAUACAUUAUCUAUGUUGGGGAGACUAAAGCAGUUGAGAUACUAAGAACAAAGACCAGCAUUUGAGUUUUAUUUUUGUUAAAAAGACUCCAAUAUCCCCAAAGAUAAAACGGUGUUUUAUGAACAGCAAUGACUUCAAAUUGUUUGCAUUUGAUAAUAUCCUGGAUAAUUUUAUUCUAUUGCAAUUGGUACUUCUACUUUAUCUUAUACUUCAAAAGUCUUCUGGCGCUCACUAGAUGGGAUCUGAAUGGCAUUAGUAACUGGGCUAUAUCAUUAGGAUAUCGAAAACAUUUGAAUUUUCACAAGGUAUAUAUAACUACAAUGUACUCUGUAUGUCUGUGAGAAAAUCUUCUGUGAGAGGAAAAAAACAAUAAAAGAUUGACAUCUGAAUAAGACUGAUCUUUCUGCUUUAGAACAUAAACUGCUGAUUAAGUGCCUAUACUAGCUGUUGUUCAAGUCAAGUCAAUAAAUAUUAUUAAAAGGAAUUUCUAUUUUGCACAAAUUCCUCAUUAGGGAUAGGCUAGAGUCCCUACUAACCAUUCUUGAUAUAAUAUUGAUAUAAUAUUACACAAACUGUUGUUGCAUGCUUUUUUGCAUGAUU